AUGGAGCCGCACAUAAAUUCUUCAGUGGAUUACUUAUACAAUGAAGAGGAAUGGAAUGAUACUUUUGAAUAUGCUUUGUACGAAAGCAUGUGUAUCAAAGAAGAGGUAAGACGUUUCAGGAAGUCAUUCCUACCUGCAUUUUACUCCAUUGUUUUCCUUGUUGGACUUGCCGGAAAUUCUUUAGUAGUUGCAAUCUAUGCCUACUUCAAGAAACUGAAGAGCCGGACGGAUGUGUACAUUAUGAAUUUGGCCAUUGCCGAUCUGUUAUUGCUUUUCACUCUCCCAUUCUGGGCGGCAAAUGCUGCGCGCGGGUGGGUGCUUGGUAUCGCCUUGUGCAAAAUCACCUCUGCGAUGUACACUUUGACCUUCAGCGCCAGAAUGCAGUUUCUGGCUUGCAUCAGCAUUGACAGGUACAACGCCAUCGUCAAACCCCAGAGUCUACGAGGAGUUACAAAGCAAUGCAGCAAAAUCUGCUGUGCUGUCUGGAUGGCUGCCAUGUUGCUGUGCAUUCCCGAACUAAUUUUUAACACAGUCAAAGAGCUACACGGCAGAUCUGAAUGUCUUCCUAUCUUUCCCAAGAGCCUUGGGGUAAUGCUUAAAGCAACCAUUCAAAUGUUGGAAAUUACUCUGUGUUUCGUAUUGCCUUUCUUUGUCAUGCUGAUCUGCUAUUCAGCUGUUGCCAGAGCUCUCCUGAAGGGUCCCGGCAUUAAAAACUCCCGUCCCCUGAAGGUUCUCGCUGCGGUCGUCUUGGCCUUUAUCCUCACCCAACUGCCCUACAACAUCGUCAAGCUUUGGAGGGCCAUUGAUAUUAUCUUCCACCUGGUCACGGACUGCAACAUAAGCAAAGCCAUCGAUGUUGCCUUCCAGGUCACCAAGAGCAUUGCCUUGUUCCACAGUUGCCUAAACCCCAUCCUUUAUUUUUUUAUGGGAGCCUCUUUCAAAAUGUAUAUGGCAAAAAUAGCGAAAAAUUAUGGCUACUGGCAAAGACGACGACACACAGCAACUGAAGAGAUCCCCAUGGGCCACGAGGAAUCCACGGAGCAAACCAGCAGCUUCACUAUCUAG
Euleptes europaea (tarantolino) is the source of this 1065-nucleotide messenger RNA. It is a transcript of the gene ACKR4, whose product is annotated as atypical chemokine receptor 4. Lineage: Eukaryota; Metazoa; Chordata; Lepidosauria; Squamata; Sphaerodactylidae. Gene Ontology annotation, molecular function: chemokine binding; chemokine receptor activity; scavenger receptor activity. Bases 1 to 1065 code for a protein of 354 amino acids. The transcript has a single exon. The record is from RefSeq and is a predicted model, not a curated record. Gene Ontology annotation, biological process: immune response; G protein-coupled receptor signaling pathway; chemotaxis. Gene Ontology annotation, cellular component: membrane.